AUGCUUGGAAAAAUAGCUAUAUUUCUAUUAUUACAAAUAGCUGUCUUAGCUGAAGAAAAGCCAUUUUUGGAUUUGAAGAAAGUAAUUCGGAGUGCUCUUGAUGUUGUAGCGGCGGUACCGACUACUACACCAUCACCAAAUAAUUCUGAUGAUGCAUCACGAUCGAACAUUUCAAAUGGCAUCCAAGAAAGACUUUCAAAACUUUUUCAUAUUCCACCGGAUUUUGUUCAUCGAUUAGCAGCUCAAGCUGGAUUUAUUGAUUAUGAACCAACAACAGCUAAACCACUUCCAAAUUAUUGGUUCAAGUCUAAGCCACAUAUGUCAUAUGUAGUAAAUACAGAAUAUGGUACAGGAUCUGCUUUUAUUCAGGAAGAUGCAUCAUCGAUUGCAUCUAAUUCAGCUAAUGAUUUAUCAGCUAUAGUUGUUCCAGAACAAGGCAAUUCUGUAAACUCAUCACAAAUUAUUUCAAAUCAUAGUGCGUUCAAACAACAAGAUGCCAUUUUGCAAUCUGAACAACAAUUGAUCAUUUUUCAACCUGUAAUCAAAGAUGGUCAUUUAUAUUAUCAACCGUUCGGUGUUUCAUCAUAUAGUGGUCAACCAAAAAUGAUUAUUUUUGGUGGACAAUUAUAUAUGGCUACACCAUUACAAAGCGAAAUAGAUGCACAAGAAAUAACAAUGGAUGGUGAUGGUAUGAUUGCGAAAAAUUCAAGUGAAGUGAUUGAUAAAAAUGGAAACGAUGAUAAAGUAUCAAAUAUAUCAAAUGAAUCAAAUGAAGAAAUGCAUUAUCGUCGUAUUUAUGCGCAACAUAUGAAAGCUGCAAAAGAUGUGCAAACUCAAGCUGCUAAACUUCAGCAAGUCAUUGUACCAGAUGAUUCAUCGAUUGAAAUUCUUGGAAUUAAAAGUAAAGCAAGAACAUCGUCCCCUUAUCGUAAAGUAUACAAAAAGGAACUUAAAAGUUAUAAUGCAAUGAACAAAUUCGAUUUGAAGGAGAAACCGCAAGAAAUUAAUGCCAACUUCUCACAAGAAAAUAUGGCUGAAAAUGAUCAACAUGAAGUUACCAAAUUUCAAGGGAUAAUAUCAGUGACACCAUACAAUCAGUUUGCUAAAAUCCCAAAAUAUUUUGCUGUUGAGAGAGAAAUUUCAAAUUCCUCAUCCAAUCAAUUAUCAUUUAAUCAAAAUUUUAAACAAUAUGAGGAAAUCGACAAUAUAGCAACUGAUAGAAGAGAUAUUGAAGAGAAAACGAUGACAACUCCCAAGCGAACUAAUAAAUUUCGAGCUAAAAUGCUUUCUCGAGAAAAAGUUGAAAAUGAUGCAAAUACUGCAUUUAUGGGUAAUAAUCAAAAAAUGCGACGAAUCUUAGCAUUACGACGUAAAAUGGCUGCUGACAGAAAGAGAUUUGCGGAGCGGAAACAGUUAUUAUUAUCGAUGAAACAGAAGACAAGUAGGGAUGACGAUAUGAAUAAAGAAAUAUUUCGCCGUCAUUGUUACAACAUUCGAUCAUUGGCACAACAAUUUGGUUUCACAGAUAUUAAAGAAUAUGUAAUACUAAAUUGUGCAUUUAUUGAAAAUUAUUAUCCGGAAUUUAAAUGUGAGAAAGCUGAAGUUUCCGUUGAUAAAUGUAAAAGAUUAUUUUGA
Cercopithifilaria johnstoni is the source of this 1635-nucleotide messenger RNA. The record is from the annotation of a GenBank genome assembly. NCBI's taxonomy places the organism in Eukaryota, Metazoa, Nematoda, Chromadorea, Rhabditida, Onchocercidae.